Molecule: messenger RNA, 1947 nt
Organism: Durotheca rogersii
Lineage: Eukaryota; Fungi; Ascomycota; Sordariomycetes; Xylariales; Xylariaceae
Exons: 3
Coding region: 1-1947 (648 amino acids)
Source: RefSeq, a predicted model, not a curated record
AUGGCUACAGGAUUACAGGUCCGGCCCGCCUUUGUCGUCGAGGCAAACCGUCUCCGCGUCGCUGGCGGAGGUGUUACCGAGGUCGGUGGCAAGCUCCACCCCCGGAUCCUACGACGAUGGACCGACUUUCCGCAGAUACAUCGCGACCGCUUUGCCACGCUGGCACAAACGCUAGCCGGCCAGCGACGCUUCCCCUCCGUCCUGGAGGUCUGGGCCAUCAAGAGAACUCUCCCAGCCACACCACUAAGGAGUGAACUGGACGUUGCCGGGUUCAUCUACUCGUUCAACGAAAACCCUGCCGCACUAAUUGCGAAUGCGUAUCUCAUCCCUGGCGGCCAAGUCACCACGAGGAUGGAAUUUCGCUUUUCCUAUAAUGCUUACGGGCGACUCAACAGCCGCCCGUCAUCCCAAUCCCCGGCCAGGGAGGAGUCUUCAAGCUAUCCCCGCGAUGCCAACCCGGACCGUUGGGGAAUGCACCAAUUCCCCGACGGUUCGGAAGAAGCGGUCAUAAUCGGCGAGUACAAGGCGGCACAUAAAGUACGUAGAUCUACGUUUCGCCAGGUUCUAGACGGCUCCUUUUCAGAGUCACUCUUUCUCGACGUGGUCCAACAUAUCAAAAGCGGGCGGGCCGUUAAAGAACAGCGGAGCGACCCAUCACACGAAAAUGUCCCGGGCCAAGUCACUCCAGACGAAGCAAGCGAUCCUGAUGAAAUUCUGGUUGCAAAAGUCCUUUGCCAAACAUUCCAUUAUAUGAUUAGGGUCGGCGUCAGGUACGGUUACGUUACCUCGGGAGAGCUCCUCAUCCUCUUUCAUAUCCGUUACGACGAGCCAGAUGUCCUCUACUUUCAUCUGGCUAAUGUCCCUUCCGCGACUCAGGAACAACCGUGGGGCGAAGAAGAAGCUCGUGAGUCUACAGCUGCUCAAAUGGCCACUGUUAUCUGCCUAGCAAUGAGUGAGGAACCCUUUGAUACGGACUGGAUCUCUAGAGCAACGAAAAACUUGCCGAGGUGGCCCCUUCCCCCCCGGAAAAACGCUAGUUCGGAUUCUCGGAGCAAUAGCCCAGCUCGUAGGCGCAGAGACAAGGACGACGACGACGACGACGAGGGCGAUGAUAGCGGCUUUAACCGCCGUCCAUCUAAGUUGAGAAGUAGGCUCGGUCUUACAGUCCAAUACCCUAAUUCGGAUUCCGCGGAUGCCAGCAUAGCAUCCGAAGAAACCAACCUGCCGCAGAGCGGACAGACCACGCAACGCGCCGUCUCUUCUUGGCUACCAAACCCGGUCCGACGCCCGACCCUGAAAUAUUGCACCCAGGCCUGCCUUCGCGGUCUUGCCAACCAGAGUAAAUUAGACCCCGGUUGCCCUAACAUGCGUCUUCAUCGCGGCAUCGGAUCUGGGGACGGGCACCGCAUAUCGAGUGCAAAACUGUGCACGCUCGUCCAGCAACAACUGGCGAAGAAUCUGAGCGACAGGUGCGAGUCCCUGCUUAAAUUCGGAAUGUUCGGGGCGGUCGGAACGCUUUUCAAGCUCAGCCUCGACGGUUACGGCUACACCUUUGUAGCUAAGGGCGUUACGUCGCGCCAGAGAGGGACUCUAGAACAUGAAGCCACUAUCUACCACCACUGCCGGCGACUCCAGGGGACCGUGAUCCCCGUCUAUCUAGGGAUCAUAACUCUCGAACGCGCCUAUCCGCUCCCCAACCUCAGUGUGGUUAAGCAUAUGAUGCUCCUAUCGUGGGGGGGCACAAGCCUGAAGGAUGCGCCAGACGGCAUAGACUUGGAGAGGGAGGCGGAUAGGACGAUGGACGAACUGUACUAUGCUGGCGUGACGGACGAGGAUUAUCGCGGCCCCAAUUUCGUGUGGAAUGAGGAGGCGGGCAGGAUCAUGCGUGUGGACUUCAACAUGUCGGGAUUAAUACGCCUUUAUUUCCCUUGUCGGCUAGGAGGAUAG